Paramecium pentaurelia is the source of this 1903-nucleotide messenger RNA. NCBI's taxonomy places the organism in Eukaryota, Ciliophora, Oligohymenophorea, Peniculida, Parameciidae. The record is from the annotation of a GenBank genome assembly.
UAAUGGAAGGUUAUUUAUUGAAAUGGGUUAAUCCAUUUUAACGAUGGUAAAAACGAUAUUUUAUACUUAAUGAUAAUAUACUUACCUAUUGUGAUCAACCAGGAGGCAGAUCAAAAGGACAGAUACAUCUUAAAGUAGCAGGAAUAAAUGAAAGUAAGGAUGAUACUUUAAGAAUUAUUAUUAAUACAGGAACAGGUUAGAUUUUAUUGAAAGCAGCAAAUAUUGAUGAAAAAAAUAAGUGGUUGAUUGCAUUAAAGAAAAAUUAGGAGUAUUGUUAAAGACAUUAAGUGUUUAAUUAUGGUUAAAGAAUUUAAGAACUUUUAACAGAUAUAUGGAGCAAUUUUGCAUUAUUUGAUGAAUAAUUGACAUACCUUCAAGAAAAGGCUACUUUAAGCAUGUAUAAAGAAAUCAGUAACAUUAUUGAUAUAGGAUAAUACUUAAAAAAUGGAAUUACCUUAUGUUGUACAUUAAUAGAAGAAGAAAAAAUAAAAUUAUAUGGGGAAUCUGAUACAAUAUAUGAGAGUUUUGAUUUUGAGAAUGAAAUUCCAUUAAAUACUUAAACAUCUAAUUAUACAAUAAGAUAAGAAGAAUACAAAUAAAAUUAAUUAGAAAAUAUGAACUCCCAUCAAUUUUUAGAAACUAUCAAACUAUUGAAUCCAAUCAAAUAUAAUAAUAUUAAAUACAAUAGAGUUUAUUCUAGAUUAAGUAUCACUAAUGAAGCAACAAGGAAAUGUUUACCUUACAAAUAAGAUCCAGAUGAGAAGUUUGCAUUCUGGCCAUUUUUAAAAGAGUGUAUAGGAAAGGAUCUUACUAGAAUACCAAUGCCACGUAUACUUAUGAAAGUCUAAUUUAGUAUUAUUUCAUCAGCCUUUAUCUGCUUUAUAGUUUUUUGCAGCUUCAUUUGAAUAUUAUGAUACAUUAAAAUAGGCAGCAAAGGCAGAAGAUCCAUAUAAAAGAAUGGCAUAUCUGAUAGUUUUUUCAUUAGUAAGAUGUAUACUUGGAAUAGAUUGUUAAAAGAAAUUCUUCAAUCCAGUUUUAGGUGAAACUUAUGAAUAUUUUACUCCUGAAUAUAAAGUAAUUAGUGAAUAAGUAUGUCAUCAUCCUCCAAUUACAGCUGUUCAUUGUGAAAGUGAAGAUUUCAUAUUAUCAAUUACAAUGGAAGCUACAGUAGGUUUUUCUGGAACUAGUAUCAAGGCUAAAUUACCUGGUUUAGUUCAUUUUAGAAAUAAAAAAACAAAUGAACAUAUGACUUAUUCAUUUCCUAGUAUAGCUGUUAAGAAUUUAUUAUUUGGCAAAAUGUAUUUUGAAUAAGUAGGUGAAGCUAUUUAUACUAAUCACACUACUGGAGAUGUUGGAAUUUUAACUUUGAAGGAAAGAACUAGUGAAAAAGUUUAAAAUUUGUUAAUAUAUAUAGGAUGCUCAUUAAGUUAAAGCAAUAAUAAAAGAUAGAAAUGGCAAUAUUAGAUGUUAAUUAAGUGGUUAUUUUAAUAAAGAAAUUUAUGCAAAUAAUGAAUUAAUUUGGAAAAGAAAUUAUGUUGAUCCAGAAAGUAGAUGGUAUUACUUUUAUUCUCAUCAUAUUUUAUAAUUAAAUCAUAUAAAUGAAGAAAUUUUAAGAGUAUAAAUCUAUUAUUAUUAUUAUAUAAAGAAUAUACCAUAGACUGAUAGUAGAAUGAGAUCAGAUAUGAGAGCAUUAGAAUGUGGAUUCAAAGAUCUAGGUUAAGAAGAAAAAGUAAGAAUAGAAGAAAAGUAAAGAGAAAGAAGGAAAAUUAUGGAAGAAAAGAAACAAUAACAUAUACCAAGAUUCUUUAAGGAAGAAUAUGAUUCAUUUUCUAAGAGAAACUAAUGGGUUUAUUUAUAUAAUUAUGAGAAAGAGAAACAUUUAAUAGAUUUAGAUUUAUUUUGA